AUUGUGCUUUAUCUUCCUGAGCCAUUUUACAUCCGUGUUUAAGAAUCUUUAACUUAUUAGAAAUAAUAAGUAUCCAAGUAUCCAGUGAUUUCUGUAUGUGUUUGUUUUGUAGGAAUUCACGUGAUGUUGUUUAGUAAACUCUGGAUGGCUAUUAACCUUACAUUUCGAGCAAGUGUUAAAGUGAAGCGGCAAGAAAAGUUAUCAACUUCCUCAAUAAACGUAUCUGUGCAGCUUCAUGAAGACUGAAUGAAUCAUGGAGGACACACAAGCAUUCAGAGAUGGAGAUGUUUCUCCAGGAUGCAGUCAAUUUCAGGUGGACAGAUCAAACUCUUCAGAGCCCAGCUGUGUGUCCAUGAAUGGCAACUAGUCUAUAGAAGAACCAUUACAUUUUCAGGGAAGACACACAUCACCUGAACUGAGACAGUGGGGUGACCAGGAUGGCUGAAUGGUUGCACACACUUCGGGAGUGACGUAGGAGAGGAAGACUUGGAAGAGGAGAUUGUUGGAGGAGCACUGGAGGAACUCGGAAGGUUAGGAUAUUUCCGCUGGAGAAGAGUGAGCAGUCCAUGGACACUCCAGUAUCAUUUACAGAAAAACAUAUGUCAUCUAAUAUGAGUCGUGACUCUCAACUGGAGAAAAGCAGAUUCAAAUCAAAUCUACUAAAGAAGUUUGAGCGUCUGUAUGAAGGAACAGGGACACAGGGAAACCCAACUCUCCUGAAUGAGAUCUACACAGAGCUCUACAUCACAGAGAGUGAGAGUGGAGAGAUCAAUAAUGAUCAUGAGGUGAGACAGAUUGAGACACAAUCCAGGAGAGCAGCAACAGAGGACACAUCCAUCAAAUGCAAUGACAUCUUUAGACCUUUACCUGGACAAGACAAAGUCAUCAGAACUGUGCUGACAAAGGGAGUCGCUGGCAUUGGAAAAACAGUCUCUGUGCAGAAGUUGAUCUUGGACUGGGCUGAAGGGAAAGAGAAUCAGGACGUCCAUUUUAUAUUUCCACUUCCUUUCAGAGAAAUCAACCUGAUGAAGGACAAAACACUCAGUCUUUCAGAUCUUCUUCAUGUUUUUUUCCCUGAAACAAAAGAAAUAGAAAUAUCCAGUGAUGAAUAUAAAGUGCUGUUCAUCUUUGAUGGUCUGGAUGAGUGUCGUCUGUCUCUGGACUUUAAGAGUAAAGUGAAACUAUGUAAUAUAUCUGAAUCAGUCUCAGUGGACGUGCUGCUGAUGAACCUCAUUGUGGGGAAUCUGCUUCCCUCUGCUCUCAUCUGGAUCACCUCCAGACCAGCAGCAGCUGAUCUCGUCCCCUCUGAGUGUGUCCAUCGAGUGACAGAGGUACGAGGCUUCAAUGAUCCACAGAAGGAGGAAUACUUCAGGAAGAGAAUCAGUGAUCAGAGUCUGGCCAAUACAAUCAUCUCACACCUGAAGUCAUCAAGGAGCCUCUACAUCAUGUGCCACAUCCCAGUCUUCUGCUGGAUCUCAGCCGCUGUUCUGGAGAAGAUGUUGAGUCAAACAGAGAGUGGAGAGAUUCCCAAAACUCUCACUCAGAUGUACACACACUUCCUGAUCAUUCAGACCAAAAUCAAACAUGAGAAGGACUAUAAGAAGACAGUCAAAGAUGAAGACAUGAUUCUCAAACUGGGGAAACUGGCUUUUGAGCAGCUUGUGAAAGGAAACCUGAUCUUCUACGAGGAAGACCUGAGAACAUGUGGCAUUGAUGAGACAGAAGCAGCAGUGUACUCAGGAUUGUGCACUCAAAUCUUCAGAGAGGAGUCAGGCUUGUAUCAGGGGAAAGUCUUCUGCUUCGUUCAUCUGAGCCUUCAGGAACAUCUAGCAGCUCUAUAUGCACAUCUCUCCUUUACAAGGAACUACAGAAAUGUGUUUGACCAAACCAAACAAAGUGUGUUUUCUAAGAUUUUAAACCGGAAGAAAUAUGUUUCAUUAUCUCAGCUGCAUAAGAGAGUUGUAGAUGAAUCUUUACGAAGGAAAAAUGGACAUCUGGACCUUUUCCUGCGUUUUCUUCUGGGUCUUUCAUUGGAGUCAAAUCAGACUCUCUUACGAGAACUAUUAACAAAGACAGGACGCUGCUCCUACAACAAAGACGAAACAGUUGAGUUCAUCAAACAGAAGAUCAGGGCGAAUCACUCUCCAGAGAGAUCCAUCAAUCUGUUCCACUGUCUGAAUGAACUGGGAGAUGAUUCACUGAUGCAGGAGAUCCAGGAUUAUCUGAGAUCUGGACAAAUAGGAGAAACCAAACUCUCCUCUUCACAAUGGUCAGCUCUGGUUUAUGUGCUGCUGACAUCAGAGCAGAAGAUGGAUGAGUUUAAUCUGAAACAGUUUAUUGGAGCCCAAAAUACAGCAGAUGAAGUUCUUCAGAAGCUGCUGCCUGUGAUUAAAGAAUCCAGAUUAGUUCAGUUGAGUGAUUGUGGAGUCACAGAUGAAGGUUGUGCUGCUCUGGCUUCAGCUCUGAGAUCAAACCCCUCACACCUGAGAGAUCUGGAUCUGUCUGCAAAUAAACUAGGACUGUCAGGAGGGAAUCUGCUCUCUGAUGGACUGAAGGAUCCUCACUGUAAACUGGAAACACUGUGGUUGUAUGAUUGUGGAGUCACAUAUGAAGGUUGUGCUGCUCUGGCUUCAGCUCUGAGAUCAAACCCCUCACACCUGAGAGAACUGAAUCUGACUGGAAAUAAACUAGGAGAGCCAGGAGUGAAGCUGCUCUCUGAUCUACUGAAGGAUCCUCGCUGUAAACUGGAAACACUGUGUUUGAGGGAUUGUGGAGUCACUGAUGAAGGUUGUGCUGCUCUGGCUUCAGCUCUGAGAUCAAACCCCUCACACCUGAGAGAACUGAAUCUGUCAUUUAAUAAACUAGGAGCAUCAGGAGUGAAGCUGCUCUCUCAUGGACUGAAGGAUCCUCGCUGUAAACUGGAGAAACUCUGGUUGUAUGAUUGUGGAGUCACAGAUGAAGGUUGUGCUGCUCUGGCUUCAGCUCUGAGAUCAAACCCCUCACAACUGAGAGUACUGAAUCUGUCUGCAAAUAAACUAGGAGCAUCAUCAGUGAAUCUGCUCUCUGAUCUACUGAAGGAUCCUCACUCUAAACUGAAGAUACUCUGGUUGAGUGAUUGUGGAGUCACAGAUGAAGGUUGUGCUGCUCUGGGUUUAGCUCUGAGAUCAAACCCCUCACACCUGAGAGAACUGAAUCUGACUGGAAAUAAACUAGGACCGUCAGGAGUGAAUCUGUUCUCUAAUCUGAAGGAUGAUCCACAUUAUAAACUGGAGACGCUUGAUCAUAACUUUCAACUGAUCCAAAGAAUGCUUAAAUCAAAUCUGAGGAAGAAGAGUGAGUGUAUGUAUGAAGGAACAGCGAUGCAGAGAAACCCAACUCUCCUGAAUGAGAUCUACACAGAGCUCUACAUCACAGAGAGUGAGAGUGGAGAGAUCAAUAAUGAUCAUGAGGUGAGACAGAUUGAGACACACUCCAGGAGAGCAGCAACAGAGGACACAGCCAUCAAAUGCAGUGAAAUCUUUAGAGCUUUACCUGGACAAGACAAAGCCAUCAGAACUGUGAUGACGAAGGGAGUCGCUGGCAUUGGAAAAACAGUCUCUGUGCAGAAGUUGAUCCUGGACUGGGCUGAAGGGAAAGAGAAUCAGGACGUCCAGCUCAUAUUUCCACUUCCUUUCAGAGAAAUCAACCUGAUGAAGGACAAAACACUCAGUCUUUCUGAUCUUCUUCAUGUGUUUUUCCCUGAAACAAAAGAAAUGGAAUUAUCCAGUAAUGAAUAUAAAGUGCUGUUCAUCUUUGAUGGUCUGGAUGAGUGCCGUCUGUCUCUGGACUUUAAGAGUAAAGUGAAACUGUGUAAUAUAUCUGAAUCAGUCUCAGUAGACGUGCUGCUCAUGAACCUCAUUGUAGGGAAUCUGCUUCCCUCUGCUCUAAUCUGGAUCACCUCCAGACCAGCAGCAGCUGAUCUCGUCCCCUCUGAGUGUGUCCAUCGAGUGACAGAGGUACAAGGCUUCAAUGAUCCACAGAAAGAGGAAUACUUCAGGAAGAGAAUCAGUGAUCAGAGUCUGGCCGACAGGAUCAUCUCACACCUGAAGUCAUCAAGGAGCCUCUACAUCAUGUGCCACAUCCCAGUGUUCUGCUGGAUCUCAGCCGCUGUUCUGGAGAAGAUGUUGAGUCGAGCAGAGAGUGGAGAGAUUCCCACGACUCUCACUCAGAUGUACACACACUUCCUGAUCCUUCAGACCAACAUCAAACAUGAGAAGGACUAUGAGAAGACAGUCAAAGAUGAAGAUAUGAUCCUCAAACUGGGGAAACUGGCUUUUCAGCAGCUUGUGAAAGGAAACCUGACCUUCUAUGAGGAAGACCUGAGAGAGUGUGGCAUUGAUGAGACAGAAGCAGCAGUGUACUUAGGAUUGUGCCCUCAGAUCUUCAGAGAGGAGUCGGGCUUGUUUCAAGGGAAAGUCUUCUACUUUGUUCACCUGAGCAUCCAGGAACAUCUAGCAGCUCUAUAUGCACAUCUCUCCUUUACAAAGAACUACAGAAAUGUGUUUGACCAAACUGAACAAAGUCUCUUUACCAACGUUUUAAAUCGGAAGAAAUAUAAGUCCAUAUCUCAUUUGCAUCAGAGAGCUGUAGAUGAAGCUUUACGAAGUAAAAAUGGACAUCUGGACCUUUUCCUGCGUUUUCUUCUGGGUCUUUCAUUGGAGUCAAAUCAGACUCUCUUACGAGAACUACUGACACAGACAAGAAGCGGCUCCUACAACAAAGAGGAAACACUUGAGUUCAUUAAACAGAAGAUCAGGAGGAAUCACUCUUCAGAGAGAUGCAUCAAUCUGUUCCACUGUCUGAAUGAACUGGAAGAUAAUUCACUGAUGCAGGAGAUCCAGGAUUAUCUGUCAUCUGGAAGAAUAAGAGAAACCAAACUAUCCUCUUCACAGUGGACAGCUCUGGUUUAUGUGUUACUGAUAUCAGAGCAGAAGAUGGAUGAGUUUAAUCUGAGACAGUGUAUCGGAGCCCGAAAUACAGCAGAUGAAGUUCUUCAGAAGCUGCUGCCUGUGAUUAAAGAAUCCAGAUCAGUUCAAUUGAGUGAUUGUGGAGUCACAGAUGAAGGUUGUGCUUCUCUGGCUUCAGCUCUGAGAUCAAACUCCUCACACCUGAGAAAACUGGAUCUGACUGGAAAUAAACUAGGAGCAUCAGGAGUGAAGCUGCUCUCUGAUGUUCUACAGAAUUCUCGCUGUAAACUGGAGAAACUGAGGCUGGACGUCUCUGAACCGUCUGAACUGAAUCACCCACUCCCAGUGUGUCAGUCUUGUGUUCACAUUGGUGAUUCUGAUCAGUGGGUUCAGGUGGAGCCAUCAGUCUGUACAGAUGAAGGAGGCUCAGUGUUCAGGAUCAGCACUCCGGCGGGUCGAUUCGAGUGCAGCAGGACCAGAUUGCGAUGGGUCUGUGCUGGUGAUGUCACUCUACAGUACCGUGCAGUGGAUGGACGUUUCCUCAGUGCAGAGCUGGAGAGGCUUCAGUGUGAGAGAAUUGGACCUGUGAUUGAUGUGACAGUGAUCUCAGGGAAACUGGAGGAGGCCCAUCUGCCUCAUUACGCCUGUUUAGCAGAGUCAGACCCCUCUCUAAAAGAUGAUAUAAAGGUCCUCAGUGUUGAAGAAGAGGGAAUGUUCUUGGAAUCAGUGGAGUUGACUCGUUUUCAUGCUAAAAUACUCCAACCAUAUUUUUCUCCUAAAACAGUGCUAAUGAAACUAGGGAUAACAGUGAAAGUGCACUGUGAUCUACUGAUAUUCAUGACAAACAAAGACCCCAUCAUCCUCCAUCUGUAUUUUUUCCCAGUAGAUUCAGUUUUUGAAGAAAAAAUUAAAAAAGAGAGAAAAAUGAGUAAUCAAAUAAAUCUUUCAAGACCUGAAACCCCAUUACAGAUGAAUAAACAACACAGUCUUGAGGUUCCUGGUGCUUUUGUCCAACCCAAAGAGAUCAAGAUAAGAGGAGACAUCAAGCCAAACUUUUUUGAGGUCAUACUUUCUGUGGCCGAUGACAUCGAUAUGACUCUCAGCCGAGUGGAUGAUAAGAAAUCAGUCUGGACUGCAAAAGUUUGCAAAGCUUUGUUUCAAACUGGACAAAAGUCACCACAAGUAGCUGUCAACUUUGAUAAGGUUACAUUUUUUGAUGAAAAUUGGAGUGACUUUAUUAAACACAUUAAGAAUGUUAGCGCCAUUGCAGACAAACUGCGUCAGAAGAAAAUAAUUCAUGAAGAAUUAUAUACUGAAAUCUCACUUCCGACUUCAACCAGUGAAGCCAGCAUGAGGAAGAUCUGUAGCGCAGUGCGUAAAGGUAGUGACACUGUAAAAAAAAUGUUCAUCUCCAUUCUUCUGGCUGAAGAACCCAACCUUUUAAGUCACCUGCCUUCACCCGAUUCUUAACCUUUUUUGCUUGAUGAUUCUACAUUGUGUUUUACAUUAUUUGGGAAACUCAGGCGACCAAUGUUCUCAAAAGCUCACCCUACUAUGUGGACACUGAAUAAUGUAAAAUAUUUCACGUUUUAUUUCUAUACAUUUUUUGUCAGUGUUACUGUAUCAUCCACUUUUUAGGUACAUUUAUAGUCUUAUCUACUUUUAUAAACUAAAUGUGACAUUGCAAAAAAAAAUUGUCAUGACUAUAGUUAACUGGAAGGUAACAAGUGGUAGUAG
Molecule: messenger RNA, 6683 nt
Organism: Carassius carassius (crucian carp)
Lineage: Eukaryota; Metazoa; Chordata; Actinopteri; Cypriniformes; Cyprinidae
Product: NACHT, LRR and PYD domains-containing protein 1b allele 2-like
Exons: 14
Coding region: 567-6416 (1949 amino acids)
Biological process (GO): regulation of apoptotic process
Molecular function (GO): protein binding
Source: RefSeq, a predicted model, not a curated record